GCUGAGGAUGGAUAGGAGGGUGUGGCCUUGCACACUGAUAUGCUCCAGCCCUCAGAGAGGGAGCGUGUGUGCUGAGUGGCUGCUAACAUCCCACUCACACGCAGAGUGCUUGAGUCUGCCAUCCUCAUGACAGGUGACAAGAACCCUCAAAGUCUAAGCAGGCCCAACUAUGGCUCCAUCUCCAGCCCACCCAGCUCAGAGCCACAGCAAGAACCUCUCAGAACAACUUACCUGAGUGAGAAGAUCCCCAUCCCUGACACAAAACCGGGCGCAUUCAGCCUGAGGAAGCUAUGGGCCUUCACGGGGCCUGGCUUCCUCAUGAGCAUCGCUUUCCUGGACCCAGGAAACAUUGAGUCGGAUCUUCAGGCUGGUGCCGUGGCUGGAUUCAAACUGCUCUGGGUGCUGCUGUGGGCCACCGUGCUGGGCCUGCUCUGUCAGCGGCUUGCUGCCCGGCUGGGCACCGUGACAGGCAAGGACUUGGGCGAGGUCUGCCGCCUCUACUACCCUAAGGUGCCCCGCACCCUCCUCUGGCUGACCAUCGAGCUAGCCAUAGUGGGCUCGGACAUGCAGGAGGUCAUCGGCACGGCCAUCGCGUUCAGUCUGCUCUCAGCUGGACGAAUCCCACUCUGGGGCGGCGUCCUCAUCACCAUCGUGGACACCUUCUUCUUCCUCUUCCUUGACAACUACGGGUUGCGGAAGCUGGAAGCCUUUUUUGGAUUGCUUAUUACAAUUAUGGCCUUGACCUUCGGCUACGAGUACGUGGUGGCGCGGCCGGCCCAGCUAGCGCUUCUCCAGGGCCUGCUCCUGCCCUCGUGCCCCGGCUGCGGCCGUGCAGAGCUGCUGCAGGCCGUGGGCAUCGUCGGCGCCAUCAUCAUGCCUCACAACAUCUACCUGCACUCGGCCCUGGUGAAGUCUCGAGAGAUAGACCGGUCCCGCCGGACGGACAUCCGAGAAGCCAACAUGUACUUCCUGAUCGAGGCCACCGUCGCCCUGUCUGUCUCCUUCUUCAUCAAUCUCUUUGUUGUAGCCGUGUUUGGGCAGGCCUUCUACCAGCAAACCAACGAGGCUGCGUUCAACGUCUGUGCCAACAGCAUCCUCCACGACUACGCCAAGAUCUUCCCCAAGAACAACCUUACGGUGGCGGUGGACAUUUACCAAGGAGGCGUGAUCCUGGGCUGCAUCUUCGGCCCGGCUGCGCUCUACAUCUGGGCCGUGGGUCUCCUAGCGGCCGGGCAGAGCUCCACCAUGACCGGCACCUACGCGGGACAGUUUGUGAUGGAGGGCUUCCUGAAGCUGCGGUGGUCACGCUUUGCCCGCGUGCUCCUCACUCGCUCCUGCGCCAUCCUGCCCACCGUGCUCGUGGCAGUCUUCAGGGACCUGAAAGACCUGUCAGGUCUCAAUGACCUGCUCAACGUGCUGCAGAGCCUGCUGCUUCCCUUUGCUGUGCUGCCUAUCCUUACUUUCACCAGCAUGCCAGCCCUCAUGCAGGAGUUUGCCAAUGGCCGGCUGAGCAAGGCCAUCACAAUCUCCAUCAUGGCGCUGGUCUGUGCCAUCAACCUCUACUUUGUGGUCAUCUACCUGCCCAGCCUCCCCCAUCCGGCCUACUUCGCCCUUGUAGCCGCGCUGGCCGUGGUCUACCUGGGUCUCACCACCUAUCUGGUCUGGACCUGUCUCAUUGCCCAUGGAGCCACACCUCUGGCCCACAGCUCCCAUCAACACUUCUUGUAUGGGCUUCCUGAAGAGGAGGAGAGGGGGAAUAUCUCUGGAUGAACUCCCACCCAGGGCCUGGCUGGGGGAUGGAAUGACUGGGGCAGACUGGCCUGCUGGAGUGUGUGUGGAGGCAGCAAGAUGGAGUGGGAGUUUUGGAGGCAGGCCAACCUGGGUUCCAUAGGAACCUGCUGUUUCCUAGCUUGGACAAGUGAUUAACCUCCAGUCUCAGUGGUCUCAUCUGUAGAAUGGGGACAACACCAACCUUGCGGUGGAUAUAAAGCACUUUAACACAGUGCCUGACACUUGGGACUUAAAAAUAAUAGUAACUCCAAAAAUAUUUAUUGAGGGACCCAGUUGGGGGCGGGACACAGGUUCCAAACUGGCACUUAGGAUAGUCUGAUGAAUGCUCAAUAAAUGCUAGUUCACUUCUCGUCCAAAAGAGCGGGAGAGCAGAAA
Molecule: messenger RNA, 2166 nt
Organism: Callorhinus ursinus (northern fur seal)
Lineage: Eukaryota; Metazoa; Chordata; Mammalia; Carnivora; Otariidae
Gene: SLC11A1
Product: solute carrier family 11 member 1
Biological process (GO): manganese ion transport; iron ion transmembrane transport
Cellular component (GO): lysosomal membrane; endosome membrane; phagocytic vesicle membrane
Molecular function (GO): iron ion transmembrane transporter activity; metal cation:proton antiporter activity; cadmium ion transmembrane transporter activity
Source: RefSeq, a predicted model, not a curated record